Corvus hawaiiensis (hawaiian crow) is the source of this 7982-nucleotide messenger RNA. RefSeq names its product TraB domain containing (gene TRABD). The transcript has 9 exons. NCBI's taxonomy places the organism in Eukaryota, Metazoa, Chordata, Aves, Passeriformes, Corvidae. The coding region runs from base 2638 to 3624 and encodes 328 amino acids. The record is from RefSeq and is a predicted model, not a curated record.
AAGAGGAGCAACAGCCUGAGGCUGCUGCAGAUCCAAUGUCCUCCUCUGAUGCACCAGAAGAUGGCCCAAAGGAAACGUCAAGUGUAUCGCAGAAUAUCUGUAUGUUUCUGGUUUGACUGGGGAGGGUGUAUCACACUGGAAGGGUAUUAAGCUAAAUGUCCUUGCCUUUUCCUUAGCUAAAAAGGACAGGGUGGUUAGCACAAAAGGGAGAUGCUAAUGAAGUCAUAGCUGACUUAAUCUGUUCUUGAUUUGUUUCAAGGCCCAGUUGUGUAAAUCAAAUUCAGAAAGAGCAAUGACAUAUUGAUUCUCAGUUUGCUGAUCCCAUACUUUCAAAAGUAAAUAUUUUUAGAUUUAAUAGAUAUACUCAGCUAUUGUUUUGAGCUCAGUUAUUGCUUUCUAAGCCAGUGAUGCGUAAGUAUGUUUUGACAGUCUGGCAUCUAGUGAUAUGAUGUUGAUCAGUUGUCCCAAGUGGAAUGCUUUGCCCACACUAGCAUGUUAAUAUUUUGGCAAGCCUGCAGGAUGUGGCAAUAGAAGUAUUCCAACCAAAACUGUCUUGUGAAUCCCAGGAAGAGAGUAUCUUUUCUUAGCUGUUACUGGUAAGGAUCAGAUAAUGACAGGCAUUUCUUUCUCAAGAGGAGAAAACAAAGGCUUCUUAAGAUUUGCUUUAUGUAUAUUGAUACACUGUUGUGAUAUUAAUGUAUACAGCGCUUAUUUGUAACAAUAGGAACAUUCAAAUUGUUCUUUCUGGUGAGUAAUAGGCUCUAAACCACCUUAGGGCAAAUUAGUGUGUAACAGCAACAUUGCUGAAUAAUUCCUAGGGAUCUCAACUUUCAUGGGAUCAAAGAGAGCCUUGACUAAAGGUAUGGGAGGCAUAUGCAGACCUGAAGAAGCAGAUUAAUUUUUUAUGUUGCUUUUUUCUCCCGAUAGAGAAGUUGGUUCAAUGAAAAACAUAGCUACUCCUGAGAAUGUUUUCCUUAAUUGUGUCCUUAAAUUAUAACAUCUGGCACUCUACCACUAUAGCACUUUUUCUUCACAUGAAACAUUAUUCAGUCCAGUACCGAGUAUAUGUGCGAGGUGAAGGGUUAUAAAAUAAAUAGCAAUUACACCCUUUAAGGAUUACCAAAUACAUAGAAAUCACUUUCAACUGGGGGAAUCUGAACAAUAAAUGGCUUUAGGCUAGGAAAGUACUUGAGACAGAUGUUACACACGCUUCCCCAUGUAUUAUAUUCUCCCUUACAUAUCCACUUUUGACCAUAGUGGGAGGCAGGAUAUUUGCUGAGGUGGGUUUUUGUUGAUCUGCUAUGACUGCUUUUAUAAUUAUGUGACUGCGAGUGCUACAAAUGCAACAGCCUUUCCUCUUCUUCCUUUUUCAGUCAUGUUUUCCUUACCUCCUCCUUAGCAUCACCAUCUGUUUUGGCAGCAACAUUGUCUUAGCUCAGACAGUACUGAUUGCAGCACACCAUGUUCUUGGGUAUUGACCAUGAAGUAGUAGGUUGCUAAAAUGCUAAGAAGGAUGUUGAAGGGUUGCUUUUAUUUUUCUGGUUUGGGUUUUUCUUUUGUUUGGUUGGUUUUCUUUUAAUUUGGUGGGGUUUUUGGUUGGUUGGUUUUGGUUUGGGGUUGGUUUUUUUUUUUACAUAAAGUCUUACGAGAUUAGUAUUUGUGGGACAGAACUGGGGCCAGAGCCACACAAUUAAAUCCGAUUCAUAAAAUGAAUGUGUGGUAGGAGGCUGUAAUUUAUCUGCGUCUUUGACAUCCUGCCUACAAACUGUUCACUAAUCUUUCUUUUUUUCCCUGGGCUUAUGAUCCUAUUCCAGGCUUCUGGAGACCACUUGAGACCUCUGCUAACUUGUGCAGCAGCUUGCCAGAGAAAGAGAGUUGGUUGGAAACAAAACUCUGCUUUCCUGCUUGAUACUUUUUUUUCUAAGAUGCAUUACAGCUUAAAGAUGACUCAUUCAAAGCGACUUUUAUUUCCCAUUGCUAUAGAGUUAAAGCUUCCCUAUCUCAGUCAGUGAGGCUAUCUGGCAUUUAACAAGUAACUGUGAUGGAACUGAUAGAUCCUCCUGUUUUCCAUAUGGCAAGCUUGACAUAGAGGGGCUAAACUCACACUGUACCAUUUUGAUCUUAAAUAGUUGUUGAAUCUAGGGAAGAAUGAUUGGAUUCCUGACCUAAAUACCUCUUGAGGUUUAAUUUUCCUCUGUGUACUGAUCCCUGGUGUGUUAAUCAUGGAAAAGGCUAAGGUUGGUACUGUAGGUAUCCUAUAUGUGCCAAUAUGUGCAGGUGACUUUGCCAUCAUAUUCACACCAGUGUCCAUGUGUUGCUAUCAUUUAUAUAGAUAAGAAUCCCAAAAUGGAACACUUUGGGUUUAGAAUUUUAAAAUGCUCUUUUUUUUCUUUUUAUUUUUUCUCUAAUUUAGUGUAUACCUUUUCUAAGUAUUCUUUGCUUCUCUGUCCACCUCACCUGCCACACAGCUUCUCUCUUUCCCUUACUGAACUGCGUGGACAACCUGUCCCAGUGUCCACAGGGUAGGAAACCUGGACUGAGACCCAUGCUUGGAGGCAGCCUCUCCAGUGAUGGCACUCUCAAUGAUGUAGCUUCAGAAUUGAAUCUGAUGCAGAUGCAUUUAAAAUUCUUCUGGAGAUGAAGUUGAAGAAGAGGCAGAAAAGGCCUGCUUUACCAAGCACUGUCACUGAGCUUGACACUGAGGAUGGGUCUAAAGUAUAUGUGGUUGGAACAGCCCACUUCAGUGACAGCAGCAAAAAGGAUGUAGUAAAGACAAUACAAGAAGUGCAGCCUGAUGUAGUUGUGGUGGAACUAUGCCAGUACAGAGUUUCUAUGUUAAAGAUGGAUGAAAAGACAUUACUAAAAGAAGCCAAAGAAAUAAAUCUGGAAAAACUUCAACAAGCUAUAAAGCAGAAUGGAGUCAUGUCUGGAUUGAUGCAAAUGCUGCUUCUGAAGGUAUCUGCUCACAUCACAGAACAGCUGGGAAUGGCCCCAGGAGGAGAAUUCAGGGAGGCUUUCAAAGAGGCCAGUAAAGUACCUUUCUGUAAAUUCCACCUCGGUGACCGACCCAUCCCUGUUACAUUUAAGAGAGCAAUUGCUGCACUUUCCUUCUGGCAAAAAGUCAAGCUUGCUUGGGGCCUUUGCUUCUUAUCUGACCCCAUCAGUAAAGAUGAUGUGGAGAAAUGCAAACAGAAGGAUUUACUGGAGCAGAUGAUGGCAGAAAUGAUUGGAGAAUUCCCUGAUCUUCAUCGAACAAUUGUCUCCGAACGAGAUAUUUACUUGACCUACAUGCUGAAGCAAGCAGCAAAGCAGAUAGAACUACCUCGAGCUUCAGAAAAUGAACCUAGAAAAUACAUCCCAGCUGUUGUAGUUGGUGUUGUUGGAAUGGGUCAUGUACCUGGAAUUGAAAAGAACUGGAAUUCUGACUUAAAGAUCCAAGAAAUAAUGAGUGUGCCUCCUCCAUCAACUUCAAGUAAGAUUUUCAAAUUUGUUUUAAAAGCAACAGUUUUUGGACUGCUGGGAUAUGGCUGCUACCGAAUAGGUCACAGGACAGUUCAGUUUGUUCUCUCAAUGCCAGCAACACAGAGCUAUCUUCAGAGGCUGACAGAGGUGCCUCAGCAGUGAACAUUGAGUGGAGGCUCUGUGUGAAGAAGGUGGCUGAAGAAAGGGUGAUGGAGGCAACAUGUAAACUGGACUGAAGAAUGAGGAUUCUAGUCAGAGUUGACUGAUGCUGAGCAACACUCAAUUACUAUAUAAUAAAAGAUUUGAUACUAAAGUUACACCAGCUAUGAUCUGAUUAAUAGUUUUGAUUCUUGGUAGGUGUGUUGCAUGAAACCAGGUGAUUCCAGAUUGAGGUAAAAGAAAUGUGUAUGCAAAUAUAUAUAUAUAUAUAUAUAUAUAUAUAUAUAUGUAUAUAUAUACGUGUGUAUAUCAUAUAUGCAUACUAUAUAUAUAUACACUAUAUAUAUGCAUUAUAUAUAAUAUAUAUAUUACUGAUGAUGUAGUACAGGGAGCUUAAAGAAUGUGUGUUCAUGGCUCCUUUCCAGAGGAAAGAACAACACAAAAUAAUCUAAUCAGCUGCAUCUCCUCUGAAGUUCAGGGACACUUGAGUGAUUCUUUGCUUUUUUUCCUAAGGUAUAAUAAUACCAAGUGGUUGUUUCUGGUGCCAGACACUUUUACACGUAAUUUAAAAGGACAUCUUCUCAAUGUGUGUUUUAUACCUAAAACGUUUAGGCUUUUUUUUAAACUUAAGAGCUUUCCAGAAAUUUCAGAACUGUACAGGCUGUCAUACGUACACGGCUCAAAUUUUUUACAAGCCUUACUGAAGAACAGGAAUGUUGCCUUUAGAUUGUGUCCCUUGUUACCACCACCAGUUGAAUUGUCUUUCUCCUGCAUAGAGAAGGUAUAGCCACCCCAUCAGAAUGCAAUGUGGUUUGUGUCAGAUGUUUACAGGACACUCUGUUCAUUUAGAUUAGCUUAUUUAAACUGUAUUAUUUAGCCAAAUCCUGCUGGUUUCAGUAUUGUAAAUUUAAGAGACUAGAACUACUGUACAAUUUACUUUUGUUUCUCGGACCUUUCAUAUUUGGCAUAAAAAGCCUGAAUUAAUCUGCCCCUUGUUUUUGCUACAUGAAAAUAUUUUAUUUAUCAAUGUAAUGUCUCAGUGGAUGAAUAUUUUAAUCUAUUUAAUAGGAAAGCAGUGUUCAAUUUAGUUUUUCAACCAACUGUAGCAUUUUAUUUGGAUUACCUGCUAUUUAUACAUAGAAUUAUGGGUACUACAGACUGCUGUUAUUUUCUUUUUUAAUUAUCCAGAACAGUAAUCCAUCAUCAAUCUAUUUCUUCCCUUUUUUUGGUUUUUUUUUUUUUUUAGUCCUAGGUUCGUAUUUCAUUGGAAUUUUUGGUACCUUCCCUUUAUAAGGAUUGUCAGUGAUUGUAAAAUGCCCUUGGCAAUCAGCUAGUCUGAGUUCAACAAGACAGAUAACAUUGUCAUAUCGAAGUUAACCUGAUGUAUUUGAAUGGAAGAGUCCCAUUUGCUCCUCAGGCUCAUACAGUUGGUCAUUGCUGAAAGUGAGGUUUUUAUCUGUAUUCUUUUGGGAGUGAAAGAUAGCAACCACUGUGUGAGGCAGGAGGAGACAAAGGUGAUGUUGUGUUUUGUGUCUGUGUUUUUUCAGUUGGUUCAAUAAAAUCCAGAAACCACUUUUAAUAGGGUGCAUUUCCAAAGCCUUGUGUUGGAAAUGGUCCCGUACAGCCUUUUGUUUGCUGAAAAUAUGUACAUGUAUCUUCUGUACAGUGUUGUCUUUUUCAAGCUUUUAAAAUUAAGGGUCUGAUGCUCCUUUCUGUGAUGGCAUUGACUUUGCUGGGAGCUGGUCUGUCCAUGCAACCUGAUGCUUUUCUGCCUUGCACUUUGAAAAUUUUAUCAGUUCCAGUGCAGGAAAUUAUUAAAGUGCAUGUUUGUCUUUAAACUUACUGAAUCUAACCCUGUUCUGCAUAGCUCUUAAGAUAAUGCUAGGUGCUUUUCUGGUUCUGGGCCUUACAGGUGUCCAGGGAAUAAACCUUAGCAAAUGAGAAUGACAGCAAUUCAUGCUUCUAGGACACAAAGUGUACAUGAUAAUAUAGAAGACAGUGGGGCAGGUCCUUUUAUUUUCUAUUUAUCAGUGCUUAAGAAACCACCAGCCAUCUCUAGCAAGAGGAAAAGCAGCAUUUGUAAACAAUGUAUAGAAGAGUAGAGUGACUGUCUGAAUUUUGAUUCCUGUUUUUUAAAAACGUUUAAGGUAUUGUUUACAAUUAAGCAGUCCUAUUUGAAUAAUUCUAUUACAUUUUAUGUACAUUUUUAAAAGAUGAAAGCAAAAGCUUAAGCUCACUCUUCUCCUGGCUUUACUGACAUACCAAAAUGUUGUUCUGUUGGUUGUUUUCUUGAGAAUAUUUAGCCGGUAGAAUUAAAUAUAUGGAUAUUUUGCUUUAAGUUAUCUACAGAUUUUUUAAGUAUCUGCAGAUAUUUUAAAAGCUCUGUAGAUCUUUGAUAUCUGUGCUCAGGUAAUUUUACACAAAGGAAAACAAAUCUAAGGUUAAUUUUAGAUAGGAGCCUUAAUCUUGGGUGGGACUAAUGCUAAAUGAUUGUCAUGGAGCAUUCUUGCAGACUUAAUGUUUUAUGCUUUUUAGCCAAAAGUGAUUACCAUCUAAGGUGCCCAUUCAUUAUUCAGUUUUUCUCUCCACUCAGUACCUUAAGUCUAUUGCUUCAAUCUUUUUUUUUCUUUUUAAAAAAGCAUAUCAGCAGAUUCUUCAGGGAACCUGUUUGUGGAUGGAGAAUUUGCCGUUUAUCUUCCCACUGUUGCAAAUUGGCAGAUCAUAUGCACGCACUGUUUACUCAGUGGCACUGGAAAGUGAUGAAUUUGCAGAACUAACAAUUUUAUGAAUCCAUACGCAAAUUCUUGAUGUUGUAUAUUCAAUGUUGUACUGUUUAUAUAACAUAAUCAGUGUUUUAGGUCCAUUCUUUUCUGUUCUAGCCAGUCCUUUCAGUGUUAACAGCAUCCUGUAAAAUUUAAGUAUAUGUUGAAUUGUCCCAGCCCCACCUCAACCUUAUGAAGCCAUAUUAUAUUUUUUUGGUGACAUGUACAUCUGUUUUAUGCAUUUGUACAUGUGAUGUGAAGUAUUUUUAACAAUGUGUGCCUUUACUCUAAAAUGAUUUAAAGUAAACAGCAGUAUGUUCUAUUAUAUAAAAAAUAAAAUAUUUUAACCACCAUUUCUGUUGAAGGCAUUUAUUUUCCUAAUUAACCAGUAUUUUUAUUGAGAGCAAACACUGGUUAGCUAGAUCUAGUACAGGAUAAUUCCACCAUCUAACACAUUUUCCUGCAGGACAUUAGUUGAACUAAAUACCUCCUGCUGAGGGGCAUCUGAGUGUAAUGCUGAAGCAGGGAAACUAGUUUCUCUGCCUACCAUGUGUAAAGAGGAAAAGGAUGAGUUUCCCUGUCCUGCUGAACACACAGGGAGACUGUCUGCUCAACGUGAGUACUUAAAUUCAGAGUCCAGAGUUAGGCAUGGUGAGUUGAUUUUGUUGUUGUUGCUUUUCUUUUAAUCUCUCCAGUGCUGAGUCUUGCAAGGAGCUUGACAGCCUUAGUCCCAGUCCAGCAAAGCACUCCAGCAUUGACUUAAUAUCAGGCACAGUCGUUUGUGCUUAAAGUGCUAUCCUCCAUGUGGGAAAUAAAGACCCUUUAAGUGCAAAAGAUGUUGAAUGAGUGACAAAGAGCUUAAUCUUUCAAAUUGACACAGGUAAAUCAAUAUGACCAUUACUUUAUAAAAAAGUAUUAAUACAAAGAUGCUGUAUUCAUACUUAAAGUAACUAUAUAUGAUAAGCUGUAUUCCAUACAGAUAAUGUACCAUCUGUUUGCACCCUUUGUCAAUCAGUGGUCCAUCUGUUUUGACUGUAUGUAAAGCAAAGUGCAGCCCAUUUUUCCUUCAUCAGGCAAAGUUCCCUCCAGUUGCACUUGACGCUGUGGCUGACAAGAAUUGCUGGGUAAACCAUUUAGGUGGAAGAAAAAACUUUGAACAUUGUAGUCCAGUAGUGUCCCUGGGAGUGGCAGAGGAUGCUGCACAGCAGCUCGGCUCUGGAGCAGUGCUCGGUCAGGCAGCCUCAGGUGGCAUCCAGCAGCUGCCUGCUUUGGGAGUGUAUCGUUCACCAGCAUUACACUGCACACUGCUGGCUCAUGUCACAUUUGCGGUGGUUUUUCUAUACCAAAUACUGAACAAAAUAUAAAAAUUGACUUUUUAAGGUGGAUUAAAAUGUCUGGGUUUCCACUGGAAGAUGUGUUUCCAUGUGUAUUGUAAAACAUCUUAAAAACUGAGAAAUAUAUCAAAUUACCUCAAAGUGGUAGGCAGUGGGAACUACACAUGGAAAAGAAACAGCACAUUAUCACUUGUGUAACCCUAAGAUACUCAUGUAUGUAUUUCCCUGUUUCUAAAACUGAAAUAAACUUUAAUUUUAGACUUGA